This is a messenger RNA of Rhincodon typus (whale shark), 1433 nucleotides long. RefSeq names its product transcription factor ATOH1. The record is from RefSeq and is a predicted model, not a curated record. The coding region runs from base 136 to 1047 and encodes 303 amino acids. Gene Ontology annotation, molecular function: protein dimerization activity. The transcript has a single exon. Lineage: Eukaryota; Metazoa; Chordata; Chondrichthyes; Orectolobiformes; Rhincodontidae.
UUGGUCAGUGACCGCGGUCUGGCUCUGCUGGGCUGAGCUGUCCUGCCAAACACCCGUAACUCGCCCUAACCAACCACUCCAGCCUCACUCCUCCACAUUUACCUUCCCCUUCCCCACCGACUCUCCACACUCGACAUGUCCCACCUUCGGAAACUUGCCACCGCGCGCUGGCUGCUGCAAGAGUCUCCGCCAGAUCCCGGCGAGGUGCCCCCCAGUGACCCAGCCAACGCCGCACGCCUCGCCAGCACCGAGCCAUGCGUCUGGCUCUCGCCUGCUUUCCCGGCCAGCUGUCCACUCUCUCCUCACUCCUACUGCUCCCCCGCAGGAAGCAUCGCGCCUCGGUGUCACCAGCAGGUCUCGCACGGAGGUCUGGCCAACAUCAUACCCAAACUGCCCCCACAGGCUGCAGUGCAAGCCAGCCAGCUUUGCGGUGUGAAGGGCCAGGCUAAAGCGACAAGCAAGGAACUGGCGGAGACACCCAAGCACCGACGACUCGCCGCAAAUGCACGCGAAAGGAAGAGGAUGCACGGACUGAAUCACGCGUUUGAUGAGCUACGGAGCGUCAUUCCAGCUUUCGACAAUGACAAGAAACUUUCCAAAUACGAAACACUGCAGAUGGCACAGAUCUAUAUAGCAGAAUUGACUGAACUUCUGCAAAAUGUGAGCCAGCAGAGCCUAGGUGCUGGCAGUUCGCCAUCCGACUGCCCAAAUGUUAAAGUAGCUAACAAUAAACUCUGCCCUACGAAUCGCUGCAGUUUGCAAACCCCAGCCAGUGCAUGUUCUCCUAACAUCCCCGAGGGCUCUCCAAAGGUUAUUUCCGACGGUACGGGGGACACAGGACCUGCAGCCCAGCGCUUGAAGUUACUCUCUCCUUGCAAAUCGGCCAGAAAUGAAAGUAAAGUGGCUUCUUGUUGCAGUGAUGGAGAAUCUUCUCCUCAUUCUCAUUACAGCGACUGGGAGGAGGGACAGGCAGACACUCUUCUCUACCAACGCUCAGAACACUUUUCAGAUCUCUCACAUGCCCCGAUGGCGCGGAAAGCCAGUUAGGAUGAAACCUCAUGAACUUUGACACCAACUGUAUUUUUCUAACGUAGAGAGUGCGAGAUCAUAUAUUUUUGUAAAUUUCAAAGUGGUGAUUUAAUUUUUGCUCGCACAGUUUCGGGAUGGGUUGUUGCACUUUAAAAAAAUACUGCAUAUGAGUGCAGAGAUAUGCAGAGGGAAAGUACCAGUUGGUAUGCAAUUUAGAGCAGCGGAACAAUCCGCAACACUGUUGAAAUAUGUUUUUCAAUGUUUUUUUUCAAACCCUUUAUUAGGCAGAUUAAGGUCACAUCCUAAAUAUUGUUGCAUGUUUUAAAGUAUGACAUAUUCUUCCAGGGUAUAAUAAGCACAGGUUCAGGCACUCAAUCACCACGUUAUAAUAAGAAUGAAAUGGA